AUGGGGUCCUGGGUGAACGAAAAGCCUCCUUUCCGACGCAGAUCUCGGGCUAGAGCAGCAGAGGAGGGGGCUGGACCCUUUUCAUCAUCAGCCCCAGCAGGACCCUCUACAUCAGCAGCUGCAGCAGCACUUCCUUUACCACCACUACCACCAGCACUUCAGCUGACUUACUUACUGGUUCAGCAUUUUUUCCGGUUCAUGGAGAGCAGCAACCGUCAGAUCAUGCGUUGCCUGGAUCGGAUUGACCAGAUGUUUGUGGCCCAGGGCCUUGAGCUGCCCCCUCUUCCAGAGUCCUCUGGUUCAAACGAGGAGACCCAUGGGGAGGAGCAUGCAGAUUUACAUGAUGAAGAUACUCAUGAGGAGGAGCCGGUUCACGUGGAGACAGCACCGCCCCCACAGACUCAGGCUACUCAGGAGACACCUCAGCCACAGCCCCAACCAGAGCCAGAGCCAACCGGCAUACCUUUCCCUGAGCCUGAGGAUUAG
Arachis ipaensis is the source of this 486-nucleotide messenger RNA. The record is from RefSeq and is a predicted model, not a curated record. NCBI's taxonomy places the organism in Eukaryota, Viridiplantae, Streptophyta, Magnoliopsida, Fabales, Fabaceae.